This is a messenger RNA of Porites lobata, 2073 nucleotides long. The record is from the annotation of a GenBank genome assembly. Lineage: Eukaryota; Metazoa; Cnidaria; Anthozoa; Scleractinia; Poritidae.
AUGCCUGUUACUGACUACAAUCUUGAGUAUCGAAAUAGUACCUCUAUAGACGAUAUGUCUUUGGGAGCUGUAUUAAGAAAACAGAUUAUCAACCUCAAGCCAUACACAGCCUACAGUGUUAGGUUGAUAGCCACAAGUGGCUUAGGAAAGGGUCUGUGGAGUAAUUUCCAGAAUUUCACAACCAAAACUGCCAGUAAGUGAUGAUGCAAAUUAGAUGCAGUGCUAAUAGAGGAUAUUACAUGGCCGCGCAAGGAUACGAAAUUUCUGUUCACGUGUUGAAAAAUAUUUCACGAGUGAGCGUAGCGGACGAGUGAAACAUUUUUUCAACACGAGAGGAGAAAUUUUGUAUCUCCAAGAGGCCAUGUAAUGUUCUGUUUAUUAUAUAAACACCAAUAAAAUACCAAACCAUUUCACUUUAACAGUUUUUUGGUGUGAAAGGCGCGAUUUAUUAUGUAGCCAUAGCAAAGGUGAUAUUUUCACAUGUGAAGAUAGCAAGUUUUCGCGCGCAAGCUCACCUGGUAUCUCAUUUGUGUUUAUAUAAUAAAGAAUGAUAAUGUAUAUAAUACGUUAUUUUUCCAAAAUAUUGAUCACUAUAUCGUUGUAGAGGUCCCACUCAGUUAAGAAAUAUUGCCUACUGCUCGACAUAUAAUCGAUAUUUACAGAUUUUUAUUUUCACUGAAAUCUGAAGAACUGUGACAGAUGAUCAUGAAGGUGUGUAAGCAAACUGAUUCAUUGAUUUUUCAUGUAAUGAUUACAGGCGUCCGGUCAUAGGGCAGAGCUAUUCUGAUUGAGUAUUAAUCAAUCUAAACUUUACUUGUUACUUUCCCUUUUUAGAGCCUGAAGUCGAUGUCCAGAUCGUGAGUGUAACAAGUCCUACUUCGCGGUCAAUUCUUGUGAAAUGGCAGGUAAACAUCAGAUUUAUUUUUACAAAACCUAUUUCCAUGCUUCUCCAAAGACUAUCACCCAGUCGCUAUUGAGGUGUGCGGAUCUUUCCCUCGCCUUCCCCCCCCCCCCCCUUCGACGCCUCAAUCAUCUCUGACCCCAAAACUCAUAAAUGGCGACUGCAUGUGUACGACUCCGAUUUCCUCAUUGUAGACAGAAACACCUGUGUAACCACUGCAUCUACUGUGUAAACACUGCCAUCGUUGUUUAUUCAAUAUGUUCACGACUUUGUGUAAGCAAAGGAGGUUAAAGUGAAGGCUUGAGAUAAUUGUCUGCAUCCAUCCCGCAAAUGUAUCAUUUUCAGAUCUUAAAGUUUAAUGGCGUUCACUGUGAAAAGGUUUGAAAAUAAACAUAAAUAAUGAGGAGAAGACUGGUUAUUUAAGCCGCGAACAUCAGUGGAAAGACAAAAAUAACUCUGCGGCUGUUUAUGAAGUGAGGUCCUUGACAGUUCACAAUCCUUGAUUGCGUUUUGUUCUCGUGAAUUAUGAAUGAACGAACUAAUCCCGAUUUGAUAGAAAUGAUAUUGAAUUAUGCACCGUCAAGCCCUCAAAAAGCUAACAAAAACAUACAUAUAUAAAAAAAACUUUGACAGGCUUGAUUGACUAUGGUAUAAAGUAUAUAAAGUAUGUUUGCAAUAGCUGUGGAUUCACAAGUAUGUCAAAAAGAACGAAGAAGGACCAAUACAAAAAAACAAUAACAGCAACAAUUGCACGGAGGAGGGUUUCCUUGCUGGAUAUUUACCAUAAUCUGCGGCGGUCUCCAAAUUCUGGUCUCGUAGUUAUGACAGUUGUAGUGACUUGCAAGCAAAUGUUAGAAGAUAACCACGGGCAUGUCCGUAUGAGCAUGCAAGGUUUAACUAGGGGGAAGAGAAAUUAUUUAACGAUGUAUUAUUUGAACACUAAUUCAGUCAUGUUCAUAUCCAAGAUACCAAGCACCAACAAUUUAAACGGACCCCUUAGAGGGUACAGCAUUGAAUACAAGGAAGAAGGGAAACCUUCAUGGACAACAGUCAAUGUCAGUGACUCAUCAACCGAUAAGACCUUACAGAACCUGAAGACAUGGACAGUAUAUUUCAUUAGAAUCGCAGUCAGUAAUGGCGACUUUCUUGGUCCACCGGGUCCUGAGAAGUAA